Molecule: messenger RNA, 3276 nt
Organism: Gavialis gangeticus (Gharial)
Lineage: Eukaryota; Metazoa; Chordata; Crocodylia; Gavialidae
Gene: SPIRE2
Product: spire type actin nucleation factor 2
Exons: 14
Coding region: 107-1963 (618 amino acids)
Biological process (GO): actin filament network formation; actin filament polymerization; intracellular transport
Cellular component (GO): cytoplasmic vesicle membrane; cell cortex
Molecular function (GO): actin binding
Source: RefSeq, a predicted model, not a curated record
CUUUGAGACUCCAAGUGAACGGCCGUGGGGAGAGGGGGCACUCACUCUGUCUGCUUCUUCCUUCACAGAGCCCCCCUUGAUCCUGCCUCCCUCGACGGAAGCCCAGAUGGUGCAGUCACUGGGGUUCGCCAUCUACCGGGCACUGGACUGGGGGCUGGACGAGAGCGAGGAGCGGGAGCUGAGUCCCCAGCUGGAGCAGCUCAUCGACCUCAUGACCAACAGUGACUCGCAGGACAGCGGCUGUGGCACGGCGGAUGAGGGCUAUGGGGGCCAGGAGGAGGAGGAGGAGGCGGCAGAGGGCCCCCCGCGGGCUGUGCACACCUUCGAGCAGGCCAUGCGGGUGUGCGCAGCCCGCCUGACGCAUCCCCACGAGGCGCAGGCCCACUACCAGGCUGUGUGUCGGGCUCUCUUCGUGGAGACCGUGGAGCUGAAGGCCUUCCUCGCCAAGAUCCGCGAUGCCAAGGAGAUGCUGAAGAAGCUGAAGGAUGACGAGGGGCCAGAGGAGAAGUCAGCUGCUGACCUGGACAACCUGCGCAACACGGACUGGGCCCGGCUCUGGGUGCAGCUGAUGCGGGAGCUGCGCCACGGCGUGAAGCUGAAGAAGGUGCAGGAGAAGCAGUUCAACCCGCUGCCCACCGAGUACCAGCUGACGCCCUUCGAGAUGCUCAUGCAGGACAUCCGGGCGCGCAACUACAAGUUGCGCAAAGUCAUGGUGGACGGCGACAUCCCCCCGCGGGUGAAGAAGGAUGCACAUGAGCUCAUCCUGGAUUUCAUUCGGUCCCGGCCGCCGCUGAAGCAGGCUUCAGAGCGGCGGCUACGCCCCAUGCCCCAAAAGCAGAGGACGCUGCAUGAGAAGAUCUUGGAGGAGAUCAAGCAAGAGCGGAAGCUGCGCCCCGUGGAGACGCGGUACCAGAACCAGAAAGGCUUCGGCUCCCUGCCCUGCAUCGUCAAUGCCUGCUCCAGCAACGUGAAGUCCAGCUCCUGCCUCAACCUCUCGCUGGCAGACACCGGCGCCGUGCCCCCACCCCGCCCGCGGGUCCUGCUCAAGGCACCCACACUGGCCGAGAUGGAGGAGAUGAACAGCUCCGAGGAAGAGGAGUCCCCCCGCUCGGAGGCUAGGCCAGAGCCAGGGUCACUGCUCCCACUGACCCGCGACCGCUCCUUCUCGGAGCAGGACCUGGCCCAGUUCCAGAGCGAGGCGGUCACCAGCCAGCCCGGCACCAAGCCCCCCGGCACCCAGGAGUCCGACCCGCGGCCCCGCUCAGGCUCCGUCCCGGCCAGUUACCACCAGGCCCCGCGCAACACUGCUCCGCUCGCCCCUGCCCACGGCUCCCUCAGCUCCGUGGAGGAGAGGUCGGAGGAAGGCCCCGGCUCCACCCCCGGCCCCAGCACCAAGCACCUCUGGCUGGAGUUCAGCCACCCCGUGGAGAGCCUGGCGCUGACUGUGGAGGAGAUGAUCAAUGUGCGCAAGGUGCUGGUGAAGGCCGAGAUGGAGAAGUUCCUGCAGAGCAAGGAGCUCUACCAGAGCCUGCGCAAAGGCAAGAUCUGCUGCUGCUGCCGAGCCAAGUUCCCGCUGUUCUCUUGGCCUGCCAGCUGCCUCUUCUGCAAGAGGUCCGUCUGCAGCUCCUGCAGCCUGAAGAUCAAGAUGCCGUCCAAGAAGCUGGCCCAUAUCCCUGUCUACGCGCUGGGCUUCGAGAGCAUGCUGGGGACGCUGCCUGGCACGGCGCUGCCGGUCCGGAAAAGAGACGUGUUCCACUCCCUGCGGGGAAGGGGCUGGUGGGGUGUGGAGCAGGAGUUUCCCCACAUCUACGCCCACGGCUCAGUCCUCAAGGAUGUGUGCAGCGACUGCACCAGCUUCGUGGCUGACGUUAUCAGCUCCAGCCGGAAGAGCGUGGACAUCCUCAACACCACACCACACCGCAGCAGGAAGACCCAGUCACUCUACAUCGACCCUGGCCGCUAGCAACGGACUCUGCUGUCCUGUGGCCCCUGCCCUGGGCACCAGCAUCUCUGCCAGAGCCAGCCCCCCAGAGACCGAGCUCCUUGGAGGCCCGGGGUUCUCUGGGCAAGAGCCCCCAGCCCCACACCUGCAGACAAUCCCACCUUCGAUGGCUUCCAGCUGCCCCUGCUUCCUACAGACUGCCAGGCCCCUCGUGGAGCACACACCUGCCCCUCAGCAAGGCCUGCUAGCAGCUCUGUGUGUAUGUACAUAUAUAUAUAUAUAUAUAUAUAAUAUAUACAGCCUCUAUAUUUAUAUACAUGACCGACAGCCAGGGGUGUUCGCUGCCAGGUGCUGUCUGAAGCCGCAGCUUGCCUGGCAGGGACCCGCUGGCUCGGUGUCUCCCACUGCAGGCAAAGCAAACCCAGCUGCUCUCUUUCCCCGUGCUCCGCAGGGCUGGGCGCAACCCCCCUGCUUUGUAGAGCAGCCGACCAGGCAGGGAGACCCCCGGGGUGUCUCACACAGCAGCUCAGGGCAGCAUGAGGUCCUGUCCUCAGAGCAGGGCGAGGCGGCUGGGCCCUGCCAUGAGCUCUGCCCUCGAUAGUACCUGGGCUCUCUGCCCUCCCCAUCCUUGUAGCCCCCAUGCCUCCCUUCCAGCUCAUGCUGCUAGAAGCAGUGCUGGGUGCAGGAGUGGGGGCUCCCGUGUGUGUCUCCGGAUCCUGUGUCUGUGCCAGACAAUCAGCUGUGAAUAUUUAUUUGUCCUUAUGCUGGAGGUCAUGGGGAGGGGCUGUGGGGUGGGGCCACGUCUCAUGUCUGUCUGAUGCUACCCUUUCUCUGCCAGAGCUGUCAGGGAUUGUGCAGACAGCCCUGCCGCUCUCCGGAGUGUCGGGGCAGGUGCAUGGCUGCUGGGCGCUGGGUGGAAACCCUCUACCUUUCACACUUGGGGUGCUGGAGGGGCUAAUGCUGCAGGGACAACACUAAGAGGUCCAGCUGUGCCAGCCAUGAAUGCCCCCAGGUCCCUGGGGGGCGGCUCAGACGGAUAAGGACCCUGCUGCCCUAUGCUACGGCCUCCUGCUUCUCUGCCAACCCGCUCGCUGCUCCCUGCUGACGCGCCUGCGAACGACAAUGCCUUAUCACUGUCCCGGAUCGCCCGUCCACGGCCCUGCGUGAGCCAGGCCUCCAGCCAUGGGCCUGACCAGGGCCAACAGAUCUGGUCAUCGUGUUCUACCCAGCCCGCGCCAUAAAGACUCCAUGUAUAUUGUAAAUAGCCUGCAUCGGACCAGCAUGGUUGCUCCUUGUACAUACAGUUGCUCCCAUCCCAAUAAAUACCUAUUUUA